Molecule: messenger RNA, 394 nt
Organism: Tuber melanosporum (Perigord truffle)
Lineage: Eukaryota; Fungi; Ascomycota; Pezizomycetes; Pezizales; Tuberaceae
Exons: 1
Coding region: 1-225 (74 amino acids)
Source: RefSeq, a predicted model, not a curated record
AUGGAAUGGAAUGGAAUGCCGUAUCAUACGGGCGUAUGUAUAAUAGGUACGUGUGGAUAUGAGGAGUAUCAUACUGAACGGUACUGUGCUGUACGAGUACUAGGGGCUGGUCAAUGGGGUAAUGGUGCAACACCGUCGCAACGCAUAUCUAUACAAAAGACCAAUGAUCAAGCAUCACCUCGCUGUCAUAGUCUACCUUUGGUUUUUUCCCCUUCACUGAGCUAAAUUUACUCACAGUUACAAUCGCGCGAGUCAUCUCUGCCCUCAUAUUAAACUUGAAAACUUAAAAAAGUUUGAAUGUUGAUCUUGUGAGCAGGAUUUCAUCUUAUGGUGUUGCACCAUUUUUGUCAACCCCCAGUUCUAGCAGCAUAGAGUAGAGUACGUUGUAGUUCAA